AAUUUGACAAAUUCAAUUUGUGCUUCUUAGUUUUUUUCUCAAGUUUUUGAAUAAUUAAUAAAUGGAAUUAUAAUUAUGUCAUUCAAUAAUUUACCAGAUAAUUGUCUUUGGAAGAUCUUUGGAAAUGUUCAUGAGGCCAAAGAUUUGAUUCGAUUGUCUAAAGUUUGUUCGAGGUGGUCCGAUUUAAUUACGCCGAGAUUUAAUCGAGUAAAAUAUCUCUGUUUGAUAAAUGGCCAAAAUGAUUACAUUGAUAAGGACUCAUUGUGUAUAAAUCAUCGUACGGAUUGGAAAGAUUACAAUUUAAUGGAAUCGUUUCCGAAUCUUAAGAUUAUAGAGGUUGCGUCGCCUGAUAAUCGUCCAUUUGGUAAUUUCAACAAAAAUCCAAAAAUAAAAGGAUUGAUUGAUCUUUUUGGUUCUAUUGAAGAAGAUUUUAAAUUGGAAAACAUCGAAAUGUUCGCUUCACCAUGUUCUGAGCUCGAUUAUGAAAAAGUUUUUCGACCUGAUCAGCUGAAACAAGUUUACUGGCACAAUGAUGAUAUAUAUUUUCCUUCAUUUAUUGAUUAUUUUCCAAAUCUAAAGCGACUUCACUUGGAGCUCUAUAAUGACCCCGUUUUUUACAAUGGAUCGAAUUUGUCUUCGUUAAAGAUUCUUGAACUCGGUACAGAUUUGGUUGUCGGUUUUCAUUUCAUGGAUUUUUGUCCGUCUUUGGAAAGCGCUUUCAUUUGGGACUGGGCAGAGGAUAUUUUUGUAAAUGAAUCGAUAAAGAAUUACAAUUUAAGAGAUUUGGUUAUCGAUGGUUCUACAGAUUUUUCUUGGUCAUUACUACAAAGACUACUUUCCAAAUUUCCUAAUUUACAUCAUCUUGGGAUCAGAAAUAUUGAUGAGAUUGAUGAUAGUAAUUUAAAAGAAUUGAUAAAAUUAUUACCAAAGUUGAAGAUAUUGGACUUGAGAAAAUGUUCCAAUGUAACUGAAAAAUCAGCUGAUUUUCUGUCCAAAUAUUGUGUCAAAGAGAAUCGAUCAAUUGUAAUUUAUUACAGUUGCAAAAACGAACCCACCGAAUGGCCUAAACUGAUGGAGACUGACGAACAUUUGCUAUGGAUUUGAUUUCAUGAAACAUUGUUUUUAUAAAGAUUUCAACCAUCUUCCAUAUCUCAUUGAUGAAUAAAAAUCGAAACACAAUGUAAUAACUUUUACGCCUUUGAAACUUGAUUCAAAUUCAAAUUAAUUUUAAAAGUUUAGUUUAUUUUCCACUGAAAAGUGAAAUUGAAACUUCGGCCCAUGUGAUUUGAUUCCCAGUUUCCCAAUUCAAUCGAAAAUUUUAAUCGAAUUGUUAAUAAUCGGAAAGAAUUCUAAUAUUUAUUGGAAUCGUUACAUCUCGGAGAGCAUCAAAUUGAUUUUAAAAUAUAAAAUUGAUAGUAAUGUAACGUUACCGAGCGGACUUAGUUGAAAACAAACACAAUGAUAUAAUUUUAAGGUUAUAUUUAUUGAUGAUGAAUUCGAUAAGUUGAUUGUUACAAUUGAAUGUUGUUUAAACACUGAUAAUUAUGUUGAUACUGUUGAUCCUGAUGAACUGAACUGAUUCUAUUACAUUGGUUCGGUAUUUAUACUUGAUGAUAGGGAGCUAUGAGUGAAUCGGGUGAUAAACGUUGAUUCACCUUUUAUUGGUUAUUAUUGAGAAAAGGAAUAGUCUAAAUAUGGUGUUGACCAUAUUUAGUU
Molecule: messenger RNA, 1716 nt
Organism: Panonychus citri (citrus red mite)
Lineage: Eukaryota; Metazoa; Arthropoda; Arachnida; Trombidiformes; Tetranychidae
Exons: 6
Coding region: 76-1104 (342 amino acids)
Biological process (GO): SCF-dependent proteasomal ubiquitin-dependent protein catabolic process
Cellular component (GO): SCF ubiquitin ligase complex
Molecular function (GO): protein binding
Source: RefSeq, a predicted model, not a curated record